Diospyros lotus (date-plum) is the source of this 1845-nucleotide messenger RNA. Its product is annotated as zinc finger CCCH domain-containing protein 56-like. Gene Ontology annotation, molecular function: mRNA binding; metal ion binding. The record is from RefSeq and is a predicted model, not a curated record. The transcript has 2 exons. The coding region runs from base 286 to 1173 and encodes 295 amino acids. Lineage: Eukaryota; Viridiplantae; Streptophyta; Magnoliopsida; Ericales; Ebenaceae.
UUCAUUUCUGUGGCUUUUCAUUUUCCAUCAAAGGCGUGAAAACUUUUGGGAUGCUCAGUUUGCUGUGCUAUUGGCAUUGGAUGGUGGAUCAUUCCACGCGGCAAUGCUUUUCGUUUUCCCUCUACUAGGGUUUUGAUUUGAUUCGAUCAAUCAUUUUAGGGGUUUCUUCUCGCCUUUCACUCCAAGCGUCGGGGAUGUUCGUUCGUUCUCCCAGUUGAAACCUUACUCGCAUCGACUCUUUUCUCCGCAAAAUUUUGAUUUUUGAUACCCCAAGAAGAACAACAAAUGGACGGAAAUCUCGGAGCCCUAAACCCUCGUAACACGAGUCCGAUUUCUAAUACCGAUCAAGAUUUCAAUGUCGAAUUUGUUGAUAGUCGUGUUCAGUUGCCGAUAUGCGAUGAACAAUCUGCAAAUGUGGAAUGUGAAUCUUCCAAGAACCCCAGAGCCACUCGGACAACAAGGCAUCAAGCGGUGCCUUCAUUGCCCAAGACUGAAACUGAGCACGGCUUGCAAUUUAGAAGGGAUCAUUUGCAGUUCGGCCAUGGAACUGGGGAUGCCCGACGGCUUCUGCCUUAUAGUAGGCAGGAAGACCAAGUGAUUAGCCCUAAAAUGAGAGUCUGCAGGAGGUUUAGUAAUGGGCAAAGAUGCCAGUAUGGCGAGAGAUGCAUAUUUCUUCACCCUGAUCCUGAAAAAUGUAGGAAAACUUGUGCCAUAAAUGUUGUGAAUUCUGGGCCUGUAGGGUUUUCCAGAAACAGGAAUGAUCGGCCAGAAUGUGAUUUGCUUGGGAACUCAAGUUCGAAUCCUAGUCGAGUCUCCCAAAAGCCGAUGUUUUGGAAGACAAGGUUUUGUCAUAAGUGGGAGGCAACUGGUACCUGUUCAUUUGGGGCGGAUUGUUGCUUUGCUCAUGGACAUAGAGAACUGCAAAAGCUUGGGCCCGAGGCGGCAACUGAACAAGGGAAUGUUUCUAUUUCAAAGAUGCAGGUACCUGCCUCUACCGAGCAUCUACCACCCCGUAGAGCUGAUAAUGGAGCUGCUUGUGAGCAGCAAAUGCAAAUGCAGGGUGUGAAGUGUUUGCUCAAGUGGAAAGGCUCUAGGAAGAUAAAUGGCAUCUAUGCCGAUUGGAUUGAAGGAAUGCCCCUUGUGCAUAACUCUCACGGCAAGAUGGCGUGCUGAAUUCACUUUGAUCCUGUGGUCUCUGCUUAGUCUGUUCAUAUGCGAUGUUUCAUUGCACCAUUCUGUAUAGGUUGGGAAAGGUUCUUUUUAGUGUUUCAUUGCACCAUAUAUGGCGUAUCACUUGCAUAGGGCUAGUAUUAGAGAAUACAAUCCUUUUGUAGAAGACUAUGAGCAGGGAUGGAACAUGAGGUGCACUUGCCCCUUGUGUAGGCGUUGGCUCGAUGGUGCUGGCUAUUACUGACCCUUUUUCUUUUUGCUAAUUGAAGUGGCAAUGCAGAACAGGAAAACAGAGAAGCUGCAGCAGCAAUCUUAGUGCUGUACUAGUUUAAUAGUAUUGCUGCUUACGAGUCUAAAGAAAUAAUAGACUAUUAACUUGCAGAAUUCUUUGUGGCAAGUCAAUUGCAUUCAUAAACUCAGCCACCUCCGACCAUCGCCCACCAGUUAGUAUUUCCAUUUAUUAAGGUUACAAAUGAGUGGAACUACUUGUGAGUAUAUCAGUCUUUAACUUAGUAAGAGUUCAUUUGUACGUGGCUCGUAUUAUAAACUAGUUGAGGUUGAGCUUUAAUUUAGAGCUUGACUCAUAAUCGAGCCGAGUUUGAGCAAGAUAAAAUUUGACUAGCAAACAAGUUCAAUGCUCAUUAUAAACUCGUUUAUAGGUUAUUUUAUAAGCUC